Molecule: messenger RNA, 2472 nt
Organism: Rattus rattus (black rat)
Lineage: Eukaryota; Metazoa; Chordata; Mammalia; Rodentia; Muridae
Gene: Tbxa2r
Product: thromboxane A2 receptor
Exons: 2
Coding region: 945-1970 (341 amino acids)
Biological process (GO): positive regulation of blood pressure; positive regulation of vasoconstriction; positive regulation of cytosolic calcium ion concentration
Cellular component (GO): plasma membrane
Molecular function (GO): thromboxane A2 receptor activity
Source: RefSeq, a predicted model, not a curated record
ACAAAAACUAAUAAAAAAGGUCAAACAUGGUUCACACACCAAGAAUCUGAGGAAGGAAGGAUCAGCAAGAAUUGUUGCCAGCCUGGGCUGCACAGGAAGGAACACAGGGUGAGAGACAUUAUGCUACUGUCUGUCUCUGGUCUCUGGCCUUGGUUUUUGUUUUUUGAUUUUUGUUUUUUUUUUUUUCUUUUUUAAAAUCUCCCUGUGUACCUUACACUGGCAGCAAUCCUCCUGCCAGAGCCUUUCCAGUGUUGUUGAAUAGUCUCACUUUUAGACGACCCCAUAUCCAGCCUUAGUUCUGUAGUGUUUGUCCCUUCCGUCCCUGCACCCCUCCACUCCUGCCCCACACCGGUCUCUGCUGGAGUCCUCCCCGGGGACAUGUCGCCAUUGGGCUGUUUUUUCAUUCCCAAAAUGGAGCAGGAAUUUCUUGGGUCCGUUUCUUAUUAUAAAAGUGACGUCAGGGGAGAAAAGGAACGGCCCACACCGCUUCAGUGGGAGCGUCCCGGCAGGUAACUAACCCUGGCCAGAACGACUGCGCCCACAACCUCAUAGGCUAGAUGGAUGACAGAUGGGGAGCUGAGGCCACACAGUGAGUUCCAGUACUAGGGCUGGAACUGCAACCUGGGGUGCAGGACACAUCUGUCAUUCCAGCUCCUCAGGAGAUUGUCAGGAUGACUAGGAGUUCCAGGCUGGUCUGGGCCACUUCAUAGGGUCAGAAGCAGCCUUGGGACUAACAGUGGUCAGGCAGUCAAAGACUGCCUCAAAGAAAGGUUAUUUUGUGCCUGGGUCAUUGAAGACUCUGUAGGAGUUCUCCGCAGGAGCUCGAGCCCCGCUAACCAGCCCACCUUGUCUCCCAGGUGCGCCAGAGCCUGCGUCAGCCCAACAUCCCAGUCACCUGCAUCUGAUGGGGUGUUGACCCCCUCAUCACGUCAGGCUCAGGAGCCAUGUGGCCCAACAGCACCUCGCUGGGGGCAUGCUUCCGCCCGGUGAACAUCACGCUGCAGGAGCGACGUGCCAUCGCAUCGCCAUGGUUCGCGGCAUCCUUCUGCGCACUGGGCCUGGGGUCCAACCUGCUGGCGCUGAGUGUGCUGGCUGGGGCGCGACCCGGGGCAGGACCCCGCUCCUCCUUCCUCGCUCUGCUGUGCGGCCUCGUCCUCACCGACUUCCUGGGGCUGCUGGUCACCGGCGCUGUCGUGGCGUCGCAGCACGCAGCCUUGUUGGACUGGCGAGCCACUGAUCCCGGUUGCCGCCUUUGCCACUUCAUGGGCGCGGCCAUGGUGUUCUUCGGGCUGUGCCCCCUGCUCCUGGGGGCCGCGAUGGCCGCCGAGCGCUUCGUGGGCAUCACAAGGCCCUUCUCACGACCUGCGGCCACGUCGCGCCGCGCCUGGGCCACUGUGGGGCUGGUGUGGGUGGGGGCCGGGACUCUCGGGCUGCUGCCACUGCUGGGGCUCGGCCGCUACAGUGUGCAGUACCCCGGCUCCUGGUGCUUCCUGACGCUCGGGGCGGAGCGCGGCGACGUGGCCUUCGGGCUCAUGUUCGCCCUCCUGGGCAGCGUGUCCGUGGGGCUGUCCCUCCUGCUCAACACCGUGAGCGUGGCCACGCUCUGCCGCGUCUACCACGCGCGCGAGGCCACACAGCGCCCCCGGGACUGUGAGGUGGAGAUGAUGGUUCAGCUUGUAGGCAUCAUGGUGGUGGCCACGGUGUGCUGGAUGCCCUUGCUGGUCUUCAUCCUGCAGACCUUGCUGCAGACGCUACCUGUCAUGAGCCCCUCCGGACAGCUGUUGCGGACCACGGAGCACCAACUGCUCAUCUACCUGCGUGUGGCCACGUGGAACCAGAUCUUGGACCCCUGGGUCUACAUCCUCUUUCGGAGGUCUGUGCUUCGACGCUUGCAUCCAAGGUUCACUUCCCAGCUCCAGGCUGUGUCCUUGCGCUCACCCCCCACACAGGCCAUGCUCAGUGGACCCUGAAGGACGGGACCAAUCAAAGCUGGGGUUCUUGGUGACUGCUAACGACCUGUCUCCUGUCCCAGGAGCCUGAAUGUUUGGUGGGAUGGAGUUACAACACAGGGCUGACUCCUGUGAACUACAAAGAUACCUCCUCCAUGCUAGAGAGAUCCUCCCUGGCCUCCCCAGACUACUUGUCAGCUAGGAGGUUGGAGCAUAUGUGGGAGGUCCCUUGCAGGAAUCUAUGGUUACACAGAGAGAACCUGGGGUGCCGAUGGCAUCUCCCAUCUUGCCAUAGUCUGAGUCUAUCUCAGCCCCAUCGUCCCGGGGCUUCAUGUUUGUUCCUUUAGGCUCAAGGAUCAUCGGCCUUGGGUGUUGGAAGCACCCACUGUGGUCCCAGUAGCUGGCUCUGGAGUCACCAACCUCUCCAGUGUUUACUGAGCCCCCUUCCCCCACGGCUAUCCAACACACAUGCUCAAUAAAUGGUUGAAUGUCCGGGUAUACAGCAGGCGCUCAGCCAAGCGUC